This is a messenger RNA of Prosopis cineraria, 1539 nucleotides long. Its product is annotated as ribosomal RNA small subunit methyltransferase-like. The record is from RefSeq and is a predicted model, not a curated record. The coding region runs from base 108 to 1058 and encodes 316 amino acids. Lineage: Eukaryota; Viridiplantae; Streptophyta; Magnoliopsida; Fabales; Fabaceae. Gene Ontology annotation, biological process: rRNA methylation. Gene Ontology annotation, molecular function: rRNA (adenine-N6,N6-)-dimethyltransferase activity. The transcript has 2 exons. Gene Ontology annotation, cellular component: mitochondrial matrix.
UAACAUUUGACGGCAGGCACCAGAACUCCAGAAGCUCCUUUCCCCGACAUCUCUCUCGUUCACUGAGUGUGGUGACUGGCGAGGCUAAUAGAAGGAGAGCUUCAUAGAUGGCGGGAGGGAAGAUCAAGAAGGAGAAGGGAAAGCCACAGCAACACACGCCUUACCAAGGAGGCAUAUCCUUCCACAAAUCCAAGGGUCAGCAUAUCCUCAAGAACCCCUUACUCGUUGAUGCUAUAGUCCAGAAAUCUGGCAUCAAAAGCACUGAUGUCAUCCUUGAGAUAGGUCCCGGUACGGGCAAUCUCACCAAGAAGCUUCUGGAAGCCGGCAAGAUGGUUAUCGCUGUCGAGAUUGACCCGCGCAUGGUUCUCGAGCUUCAAAGACGUUUCCAAGGCACUCCUUACUCCAACCGCCUCAAGGUUAUCCAAGGAGAUGUACUGCGGACGGAACUCCCUUAUUUUGAUAUAUGUGUAGCAAACAUUCCCUACCAAAUAUCUUCUCCACUCACUUUUAAGUUACUCAACCACCAACCUGCAUUUCGAUGUGCAAUCAUAAUGUUCCAGAGAGAAUUUGCCAUGAGACUGGUUGCUCAGCCUGGUGACAAGCUCUAUUGUCGUCUUACUGUCAACACACAACUCCAUGCUCGAGUUUUCCACCUUCUUAAAGUUGGGAAGAACAAUUUUCGGCCUCCACCAAAGGUUGAUUCCUCUGUAGUUCGAAUUGAGCCCCGAAAACCCCGUAUCGAUGUUAAGCAAAAGGAGUGGGAGGGGUUUUUGCGGAUUUGUUUCAACCGAAAAAACAAAACCCUUGGCUCCAUUUUUAGACAGAAGAACGUCCUCUCUUUGCUGGAGAAGAACUACAAGACCGUGCAGGCAUUAAAACUCUCACAAGGAGGUUCCGCAGAGGAAACAGAAGCUAAAAUGGACUUAUCCAGUUUUGGUGAUUCUUUUGUGGAUCAAGGCAUGGAUAUGGAUGAUGAUGAUAAUGAUGACAUGGAUGCUGAGGGUGGGGAUGCAGAAGAGGAGCAAUCUGAAUUCAAGGAUAAGGUUUGGGUGUUCUGAAAGAAGGAGAUUUUGAAGAGAAGAGAUCGUCCAAGCUCACACUGCAGGAAUUCCUUUACCUACUGUCUCUAUUCAACAAAGCUGGAUACACUUCUCUUGAUUAGAGUAGAUUCUUCAAACAUGAAUCUGAACGGUUAUUAGCCAUUUUUUUGAGGACAUGGUUAGACUAGAAUGAAGGGUCGAACCAGUUUUGCUGAUUAUUUUCAAUUUCUUUGAGUGUAUACCAUGCGAGUAUAAUUUAUAGCGGAUUGGAGUUAGAAUGGGGUUCUUUUGUAUUGUUUUUUAUGAGGUCUGUAAAGGCAGAUAAUUUGUGUUUUGUUUAAAACUUUUGUUCGACGUUUACAGUUACCCUUAUCUUUGUGCUCUGAUUACCAAUAUAAUAGUUCUUUAAAUCAGAGCUGAUGAUGAAGGCGCACUUUGUUCAUAUAAAAUUAAACCGGCUUAAUGAUAUUUAUUAAAUGUUAUUUGUAUUUAAUUUGAA